AUGUGGGGUAUAUCUUAUUGUGCGAUAGUGGCUGUGCUGCUCUGCGUGGCCUGGGCGGCGCCCCACGACGGGGACCACGCCGGUCACACAGAAGACCACCACCAUCACCUCCACCACGCCGCCGGCGAGGCCCACCCCCAGCACGGACACGGCCACGGGGACGAAGAGUCCUGCCACAAGCUGGCGCCCCACAACGCAGACUUCGCCUUCGCCCUCUACAGGAGCCUGAGCAAAGCCAACACCGAGAACAUGAACAUUUUCUUCUCUCCUCUGGGCAUUGCCACUAGCCUGGCUAUGCUGUCCCUUGGGGCUAAGGGAGACACCCACAGUCAGCUGUACUCCACUCUGGGCUACGGAACCUUCACACCGGACCAGGUGAACAAGGCCUAUGAGCACCUGAACCACAUGUUGGGCCACACUGGGGAGGCCAUGCAGCUGGACAUGGGCAAUGCCUUGGCCUUGAGGGACGGCUUCAAGCCCCUGGCCAAGUUCCUGGAGGACGCUAAGCACUUCUACGCCAGCGAAGGCUUCACUGUCGACUUUAAGAACCCCGCUGAGGCUGCCGCCGAGAUCAACAAGUUCAUCGCCAAGAAGACCCAGGACAAGAUCACGGACAUGGUGAAGGAUCUGGACCCUGAUACGGCCAUGGUGCUCAUCAACUACGUCUUCUUCAGAGGUAGGAGGAGGACACUGUAGUAGGAGAAAAUGGUCAGGCACUUAUUGUUGGAUUUAAGAACAAUGAUAGAAUACACAUCAUUGAUCAAUUGACUGACUGACUGACUGACUGACUGACUGACUGACUGACUGACUGACUGACUAACUGAUUUCCACACACGGUAAACAGAAGAUGUGUCAAUAAAGAAUUAAAAGAAAAUGUAUGCAGGACAAACCAAAAACAAUAUAGGCUAAUAACAUUGUCUGUUUCUGCUUGCAUGUUUACUACCCCUUAGUAACAAUGUCCUCUACCUCCCUCCCCAGGGAAGUGGGAUAAGCCUUUCGAUGCCACGCUGACCCACAAGGCUGACUUCAAGGUGGACGAGAACACCAAGGUGCAGGUGGACAUGAUGAAGAGGACGGGUCGUUAUCAGUUGUACCAGGACCAGGAUAACUUCACCACCGUGGUCAUGCUGCCUUACAAAGGCAACUCCUCAAUGAUGGUGGUCCUGCCCAACGACGGCAAGAUGGAGCAUGUGGAGGCCUUCAUCAACAAGGACUACCUGAAGCACGUGCACGAGCAUCUAUUCAGGACGUGAGAACACCUGAUUUUAUACACUUUUCUAAUGUAACUUUCUUUAUUAAUUCAUGGUAUACGGUCACUUUAGUACUGCAGCCUCUUUAGGAGUUAAGGAGAGUAGAUUGUUUAGAACUUUUUUUAUUGGACACCUUUUCAGUAUAACGCAACCUAUUCUUUAUGUAUGAUUUAUUUGUAUCUAUUCUUAACAUAAGGUCAGGGUAGUUUGUUAAUCAACUGACAAGACCAAGUUUGCAAUGAGUAUCAGAUUGUAACAUAUAAAGAGAUUCUUAAUGCAGAUUAAACAUUUUAAUGUGGCUUGCAUUUGCAAGCAGCAGGAUCAUGCACGUUUCUUUGUGCUGAUAGUAUAAACUGAGUAUAUGAAAAUGAUAAUGUCUCUUUCAGCAACGUGGAUAUCUUCAUGCCAAAGUUCUCUACCUCUACCUCCUACUCCCUGGGAGACCAUCUGAAGGACAUGGGUGUGGUCAGUGCCUUCGGUAACACAGCUGACUUCUCUGCCAUCUCUGAGGAAACCAAACUGAAGGUGUCCAAGGUGGGUUCUGAUGAUCAGUCCUAUCCAUCUCAUGUCUGUCUCUUCUCUUGUCUGUCUGAGGGAAUUGGGAGCAAAAUAGAAGAAGAAUGUCUGUCUCUGUUGGACUACUAAGGGUCUAUUCCAUUCUAUUAUAUUCUAUUAUGUGUAUAGGCCACGUAGGGGACAGUGGUGUCAAGUUCAACAAAUUAACAUGUUCCUGUUCCCUCCCCAGGUUACCCACAAGGCUGUGCUGAGUGUAGAUGAGAAGGGGACUGAGGCGUCCGCUGUCACUACGACAGAGAUCAUGCCCAUGUCUCUCCCAGACACCAUCAUGCUCAACAGGCCCUUCCUGCUCUUCAUCCUGGAGGACUCUACCAAGAGCAUCGUCUUCAUGGGCAAGGUCACCAAUCCCAGCCCCAAAUGA
Coregonus sp. 'balchen' is the source of this 2187-nucleotide messenger RNA. Lineage: Eukaryota; Metazoa; Chordata; Actinopteri; Salmoniformes; Salmonidae. The record is from the annotation of a GenBank genome assembly.